Messenger RNA from Lobosporangium transversale, 1858 nucleotides. Its product is annotated as major facilitator superfamily domain-containing protein. Bases 23 to 1858 code for a protein of 611 amino acids. The record is from RefSeq and is a predicted model, not a curated record. Gene Ontology annotation, biological process: transmembrane transport. Gene Ontology annotation, cellular component: membrane. Gene Ontology annotation, molecular function: transmembrane transporter activity. The transcript has 6 exons. NCBI's taxonomy places the organism in Eukaryota, Fungi, Mortierellomycota, Mortierellomycetes, Mortierellales, Mortierellaceae.
CUUCUACAACUUUAUAUUUUCAAUGACAUUACCAGACAAUGCGUCGACAUCUGAAAGGCAGCCACUUUUGGCUAAUGGCCAAGGAUCAAGACUCACGGACGUAACUCAGGAACAUAGCUUAAGAGCCGGUCAUAAAGAUGGACAGCAUAUUGAUGAACUUGAUGAGGUUACCCGUCUGACAACUUUACAGCUGCUGCCUUGGUACAAGAGACCCAGUAUUGCCUGGCUUCUGCCGUUCGUCUUCAUGAUAGCGAUCGUAAUGGGAGUUAGCCAGGCCGCCCAGGAUCAACUCAUCGUUAAGAUCAUCUGCAAAGACUACCAUAAGGGUAGCAAUAUCCCUGGUCAAUCUAGCAAUACUAUUAUUGCAAAUACAUCUGGGGAUUUCACUCACAAAAGCUAUUAUGAUGAUGAUUCAUGCAGUACAACUGCUAUCCAAGCACUUGCUGCUUUGGUGAUGAGUCGCUUCCGUUCUCUCAAAUAUGUUACUGGAAUCUUCACAAUUGGAUACCAUACAUCAUUAUCAGAUGUUUAUGGACGCAAGACUCUAAUGUUUCUGACUUUGAUCCCUGCACUUUUGACGCAACUUCUAAUCGUCUAUAUGGCCCAUCCUGCCACCAACGUGGGUAUUGGGGUUCUGUAUGUCGAUGCCUUGAUCAUGGGACUUUUAGGUGCAGGGCUCCUGCUGGAACCCGCUAUUUUCGCAUAUGUUGCUGAUUGUACUGCUCGUGCUGACAGGAGUCUCUCUAUCGGAUACAUGAUGGUUGCAUUGGCAGUUGGAAUGAUCUUCGGAUCAAUCCUCGGAGGGUAUCUGUUCAAACUUACUGGAGAUGUUACCUCGGCAAUGACUAUCUCCAUUGCCACAUUAAGUGUCCUCAUUGUCUACGCAAUGGUGCUUCCAGAAUCGCUUCCAAAGAAUCUUCAAGAGGGUCGUAUUAAGAAAGGCAGCAAUGCUGACCUGUCGACAACGACUGCUAAGCCUGCGAGUAUUUCGAUUAUGACUAUUAAGAAGAGUCUACUAAUGAUCUUUGAUCCUCUACUCCUGUUCGUUCCGGGAAGAAUCGAUGCUUCAGGAGACGUGAAUGUUGUUCCUUCCAAAUAUAUGCUAGUUAUUUUGAUUGGCGCGUAUGGAUGUCUUCAAUUCGCCGUCAACGGUAUUUUGGUCAUCCUUAUUCCAUAUACGAAUCUCGUCUUUAAAUGGACAGCAGCCGAAGAUGGGGCCUACUACGCUCUCUCAGGCGUAGCCACAUUCAUUGUCUACGUCGGGAUCUUUCCAUACCUUCAAAAGCUUUACAAGAUCUACAUUGAUAAGCAGAGUCCAAAGAAGACAGUUCACCCAACGACCCCAAGCUCUCCGCUUUAUUCUGAGACAGGAGAAAGCUUUGGAAAUGAUGAUGCUCGUAUGACCGAGGAAGCAUUGCGCCCAGAAAUCACCGGAACGAUGGCACCAGCGCAGGAUGUAGCCGCUAUGGCUGAAAAACGGUGGAAAACCCUCUGGGCUGACUUGACGUUCUUUAUUUCUGGGUGUAUCAUAUUCACAAUUGGAUACCUGAUCGUAUUUAUCUUUGAGACGGACACUAGCAUGUUCAUUUCAUGCUGCAUUCGGGCACUGGCUUCAAUAAGCAAUCCGUCCUUCAACUCAUUAUUGACGUCUUUUGUGCCUGUUCACCAGACUGGCAAGGCCCUAGGAGGAAUAUGUAUUCUGGACACGAUUAUUAUGUCACUCUCUUCUCUUCUCUAUGGUUGGAUUUUCUCAGAGACUUCGGUCGUCAUGCCCUCUGCUGUCUUUUUAACUUCUGCAGUCUUUUCAUCCUUCAGUUUCUUGGCUAGUCUCAGUAUUUGGGGUUUAUACAGGCAAUAA